AUGACAUUUGCCUUUGACCAUGUGUCAGUGACCCAGUCCCAAAACUCGGAGCCCAGACAUGGAGGAAACUGUAGAAGUAAACGAAGCUUUCCAGAGAUUGACACGCUACGUGUACAGGAAGCCGAAUCCGUACCCGAAGGCAACAAAAAGACUAGGGGCCAUUCUACUGGUGGUAAACAUCGCCAUACCCAUCGUCAAGCUCACUAUCGGGUUCACGCACAUCGGGGAUUGUCCAACGAAUCCUUACGUUCCUUUAUUUCUAUGUAUCACAGGAAUCCUGCAGCUCAGUUUCGUCGUGACGUUCGUCAUAAAAAUCCUGUCCAAGAUGGCCUUCCAGUUGGUGCUAGGUGUGGCGUGUUUAAGCAUGUUCCUUAUCGGAUCUGUCACUACCUUUGCCGAGUACCAGCCCGAUUUCUACCUUGAUUCUUGGAGGUACUGCGAUUACAGUUUGUUCAUCUUUGCAUACUAUUGUUACAUUGUAGAGUAUCUGCUCUUGUCCGUGAUCACGCUGUACGUUUGUAUCGUAUUUGCGUUUUAUAGCGUUAAGGAGUAAAAUUUAAUCUGAUAUUUGAAUCAAUGUUUUGUUUGGUCAGUAUCCUUGAAGUAGGCUAAAAGAAAAUGUUGAGCUUGAAAUUCUGG
Molecule: messenger RNA, 639 nt
Organism: Acanthoscelides obtectus
Lineage: Eukaryota; Metazoa; Arthropoda; Insecta; Coleoptera; Chrysomelidae
Source: the annotation of a GenBank genome assembly